UAUUCCGAGGCUCCAAACGUGGCGACUGACUGACUUCCUGCCAGACUGUACAGGAAUCCAUUACUCAUUCACUGAACAAUAGUCUAUACUUACCACAGGGCUUAAAUAUUAAUAUUUAUUUUGUUAGUAAUCACAUCAAGGUCUGGCAGCUGACGAGAACGUAGAUUUCUUCAAGAUGAGUGCGUCAGGAGAAUUCGGUAACCCACUCAGAAAAUUCAAGCUUGUAUUUCUAGGAGAACAGAGUGGUAAGUCUCUCUACAUUUACAUACUACUAUUUCUAGGCUUCUACACUGACACUAGACUAAACUUAAACAUAUCAACACUAACUGGUAACUAUCACAUCACUAGUACAAGUAUCAAAUGUCUAAAUGAUAAAUCAGUAUUAGUAUUGUCACUAGACUACGUGAAUACGACUACUCACUCCUGAAAUGUUGUACGACACUGAUGCCAACUCACUGACCGAUGCUGAUAUAAACAACUGAAACUGAAUAAUGUUAGGAGCCAUAGCCAUAGUCUGAACUAGUCAUAAUAAAUGUUUAGUUUGUAAUGUACUACUCACUAGUUACUAGUAGGACCUAAUUAACAAAGGACAAGGUACUGUGAAGACAGUAAAGUGGUGCUACAACUAUAGUGCAGUUAGUAAGUUAGACUAGUCUCACUAGACUGUGACUAGUCUACAGUGUAGUGGAGCUACGUCUACAAUUCUGUAAGUAUUAGUUUUUUAGUACUAGUUAGUUACAACUUAAGUACCAAGACACAAUAAUAAUAAUAAUAAUAAGUCUAAGCUUAUCAAAGUAGACCAGCCCCAUUUUUUUUACAAUUUAACUAUUUAAAAGUCACAUUCACAUAGUCCAGAUAGUUAAGAAAUGAAUAGCAAUUAAUUAGUAGCAAAAAAUAAAUUUAUUGUAGAUCACAGAAUUAAUUUUAUUACUGUAUGUCUCAUUCUUCUGUGUCACAGCUAAGCAUCUGCACAUAUGUCUAUAAUCUUUCAGAUAAAGUUAGAAGGGCAGAGAUCUUAUUUUCAAAUUUUAUUGCAAUCACAUCUAUUUUACUGUUCAAAAUUAAAAAACAACUCUUGUAAUUGGGUUAUAAACUAAUAAAAGAAUUAUGAAAAAGGCAAUGUUGGCAUCCCAUUUCUAGUUUUACCUUAUUACGCCUAUAUUUUUACUUUUCGGCCUAUUGACAUUGGAAUGAAAUCAAACAUUUUCACUUAGUUUUCAGUUUGGUUUAGAAUCUAGACUUUUAGGCUUCUUUAAGCCCUUUAAAUCGGAAAAUACAAAAAUAGUUAUUAUCAUAGUUACUUAAAGUCUAACGGGCAUAAUUUUUCUGCCUUUUUUCUAAAUACAUGUACUUUAAGGUCUAAAUUUGGUAUUAGAAAUUCCAGAACAAACCUGUUUUCUUAAAUAUAAAUUCUUCAACUUAAAGUAAUUAUUAAAUAUUUUUAAAUUAUUUCAGUUGGAAAGACUUCGCUCAUCACAAGGUUUAUGUAUGACAGUUUUGAUAAUACUUAUCAGGUAUACAAGUAAUAACAGUUUUAAAUUAGGAAUUAAGAUGUUGCAGUAUGAGUGACUUUUGGAUUUAAUUUCUUAACUAAAGACAAAAUAUUAGUCUUAUAUUAUAUAUAGUAAGGGGAAAUGAACUUGACUUUAAUGUUGCACAGAUUAUGUCUUCUUAAACAGCAGACACCAAUGAACAUAAUACUUUUGCCUGUGCCGUCAAAACUGUUUGAUUUGAUGAAUCAUCUCUUUUGAUGCUUUUAGUUACCUGAAUUCCUAGACUUUUAAAAAGAAUAUGUUUCAAACCACACUAGCAUAAUAUAUAUCCAAUUUUUUCAUAAGUAGGAUUUUCUUCCAGGACAAUUUUAGAAUAAUAAUUUGUGCACCUUUUCAACAAUAAAAUUAAUUUUUUCUCCCGCAGGCCACAAUAGGAAUAGAUUUUCUCUCUAAGACUAUGUACUUAGAGGACCGAACGGUAAGUCUGUAAUUAAUUGUAUGUAUAAGCAACACCGUAAACCAAAAAAUUGGUACAAAAUUUACAAGUUAUAUAUUUACACUCACUCUAGUGCUUGGUUUUGUUGAUUUUCUUAGAUACGACUUCAAUUAUGGGACACUGCAGGGCAAGAAAGGUUUCGCAGUUUAAUUCCAAGUUACAUUCGAGAUUCUUCUGUAGCCGUUGUUGUAUAUGAUAUUACAAGUAAGAACUACUUCUCCAUUUAAUUUUUUAAAAUCCUUUAAGAUCAAUAUUAAAUUUUUAAUAAUGUAAUGAUGCCUUGAUACUAAUGUAAAAAUUUAUGUUACUUUAAUUAUCUCUCUUUCUCCUAAAGUUCUCAACACUUAAUAGUUUUAAAUUACAAUUUGUAAUUCUCUCUAAAAGUUCUACACAUACCAAUUCAAUUAAUUAUACUCCUAGAUGCAAAUUCCUUCCAUCAGACAUCAAAAUGGAUUGAUGAUGUACGAACAGAACGUGGUAGUGAUGUUAUAAUUAUGUUAGUAGGGAACAAGACAGAUCUUUCUGACAAAAGGUAUGUUUAUUUUACACCAUUUAAAUCCAAGUCAAUUACCGGGUAUUAUCAAAUUUGAAAUUUUUUUUUAUGCACUAGCAUAAAAUAACAUUUCUCAUACAAGCUUAGUGAGUUGAAGUCCUAUACUUAACACCUUUUUUUUUAUUUUCUCCUAUCCUAUUUUUAUAUUUACAAAAAAAUAUUUAGCUCUGAAAUCUUUUUUUCUGUUCCAACUAGGCAAGUUUCAACAGAAGAAGGUGAAAGGAAAGCAAAAGAGUUAAAUGUGAUGUUUAUUGAAACUAGUGCAAAAGCUGGUUACAAUGUUAAACAGGUAGGACUUUUUAAAAAAAAUAUUUUUUUAAACUGUAUAAUAUGUCCUAGUCUAAGAAAGAUUUGUCUAUAUCUUAUGUAUUCUAUCUCAUAUUAAAUUGCCACAUUCAUAAUUUAUUUCACAAACCAGACUUCCUAAAUCUUAUAUUGCGGUUUAUUACUAAAAGUUGCUGAUAAUAAUUCUAUAUGAAAAAUAGUUACCUCUGUAAAAUUUAUUGAUUAGUUAUAUAUGUUAAAAUAGUAUCUUUGACUUGUGUUUUUCCUUUUUAAAGAUGUUUAGUCUUCCAUCUUGUGAACAUUUUGUAAAAAAAAAAAAAGAAGAAGCUGAAUUAAAAUGUCAUACGGACUGUAUUAUAAUAUUUUGACAUGUUCAUCCCAUGUAUUCAGUUAUUUAGAAGAGUUGCUGCAGCUUUACCAGGCAUGGAACCUAAAGAUGACAAAAAUACAAGUAUCCUUUUUCAGAUUAUUUUUUUUUAAAAUUUGUUUUUUAAUUUAUCUACGGUUAAACUUGGUACGGGCGGCCCAGAGUCAAAUCUGCUGCGCGCUUUAUUGGUACAUUGAAGUUUACACAUGGGAUAUGUACUCGCACAAAGAGUCAAAUUCAGCUUAAGCCAUAGGUCUAUUGAUCUUCAUGCCCAAAAGGAUAUAAAGUUGAUUUAUGUUAAGUUCAAGUACAUUCAAGUUUGAUGAUUAUUUGAUGAUAGCUGAGACCAGUAUUGCCAUAACGGGUAAGUUGUAAUUUUAAUUUUGACUAUUAAUGUUCAAAGUUGUUCUUUUGUUUUGUUAUCUUACCUGAGUUGCCGCAACGCACUGAAUUGCUUUUUAAAUAUUUUUUGAAGUUCACCAUGUCAUAUUUUGGCCACAAGUGUCUAUGCUAAGUAAUUGUGUUAUCGAAUCCACUGUCUGGUUCUUUUUGAUGGAUGGUUCACCUUAUCACACAUCUAAUGAUAGGCAGGGUCUUUUUUUUUUCGAUGUCUGUCAAAAUGGCUGAGCCAAAGUGUUCGCUUUCAUUGUGAUUCAGUUAAUGCUCUAUGUUUUGAUUCGGUUGAUCCUAGUGUUUUUGUGCUGUAUUCUUACACACCUAUCUAGGCUAGAGCAAGUCAUGUCUUUGGUUAUACAACUAUUUUACUCAGUUGUUUUUUUUUUGUGAGGGGCAUCCUAAAAGUCUUAUCUGUUUUGUAUUGUUUCAUAUGAAGAUUUUCCCAAAUUUUAAUGAAUUGAGAAAAGCAUGUGCCGGCAUUAAAUAAGUCCUGACUUUAAACUUUUUCCUGCCAUUGUAGCUUUCACAAUUUAAUACUCUGUUUCAAGUAAGAAUGAUGCUAGGUUUUGAUUACUUUAACAGUAAAUUAUGUUGGAUUAAAGUCGUGUCAGUUUAAACCACGAAAAGAGCAGUUAUCCAAAUAUCGUGCAUAGGUAGGGAAAGCAUGAAAUUUAAAGUCGACAAAUGUUCCUUGACACUAUUUUUUUACCCAGUGACAGAAGUAAAGUUGAAAGAAGCCCCCAUAGUUGCUCCACCCCCUGAGGGAGGCUGUGCUUGUUGAAGACAGAAACAUUAAAUUUCAGAGAGGCCUGUGGUUUGGGUUAUAAAUUAGCUGUAUCAAAUAACAAUGGAAAGCCUGGUAAUCACAUACAUUGAGUGAAGUGGUGACUGCAAGGCAUACAAAGGCAGCAGUAAUGUACUAUCUGGGUUAUUGAUUGAACUUAAGAAUGCAAGAAAGUGAGAAUCAGCUGAUUUGCGAUGAAUACUUUAUAAUGAUUACAAAUGAUCCUGAAAUGUUUUUUGGCCUUAAUUGCAUUUACCAAACAAUUUUCGGUAUCACAUUCAUCUAACAAGCUUUCUUGCCCAGUGGUUACUUGAUGGCAUCUCUUGCAUUAAAUGUGUAAUGAUGAAAAGUUAAAAUGCUAUCACAGUUUAACUCUGAAAAUGAAAAGAUAGCCGACACGAAACAAAAUGCUUGAUUUUAUCUAAGUUCAUUUACCAUGACCUGAAUAUACUUUUAUUAAAAUUUACACAAAUUGCUCACUUUUGUAGUGAAAAAAUGUGAAACCAGAAGGAAAAAAGAAUGAGUUUCAAUUGAAACAGACUGUUCUCAGUAAUUAUCAACAUUAAAUUUAGGAUUUUUAAAAUGUUGAUCCUUCAAGGUUAUAAAAAUACACUAACCAAUCAAUAACUUAUUGAACAGUAACUGAUGAAGAAAAAAAGGGUUUAUGGACCCAAAUUUAAAAAUAUUUUUUGUCAGGAAUUCAAGUUAUCAUCCUCUUGCAUUUUAGUCAAACUAAAUAUUAUUGAGUACUGAUGCUAGUCCAACAAUUAAUUGUCCUGAAAAGUAAUACUGAAAAUUUAGCAGAUGAUAAAGUUGGAAAUAUAAAAAAAAGUUAAUAUGAAAACUUGAGAACAAAUUCAAAGCAAGAUAAAUUACCAGUAUUCCAAAAUAUAUUUUAUUCUUUGUUGAUGAUAAAAUUCUUGGAACUUUUUUGUAUUUAAAAAAAAAGCUUAACUUUAUACAAUGAAUUAGUGUGUAAAAUUUGACCAACCCUUUCCUCAUGCCCGUCCACACUAGCUGUUCUCUGUUUUUCUAAUAUAUAGUUUCACGCAAUGGGACAACACUGUAAUUCUGCAUUCUAAGGACUUGUUAAUUUAAUGAGUUAAAAAAAAUUUUUUUUUAAUAUAAUGGGUUAAAAAAAUGUUUAACUAACCAUAAAAAAUGGUUUUAAAAAAAGCUAUAUUUCACUCUGUAUUUUUUAGUCAAAGCCUUUCCUAAUGUAUGUUAUGUCGAUUUCCAAAUCCAAUGUUCAUCUGUAAGGUUUUUUAAUUAGAAUUUGCGACAACAAAAUAUAGAUCCACACACAUUUCUAAAGGUUUUUAAUUAAAUUUUAUUGGUUAAUUAACAGUUUGCAUGUACAUAUCCAUCCUAGUUAUUUGAGCAUCAUGAAUAAUGUGUAGUGUUUAGUUUUGUUCAUUUAAAACCGUUUAAGUUAUUUUUGCUUUAGAUAUUGUGUUCCUUAACUGUUCCCUCAGUGCAUGAUGUGAUCCUAAAGCCGGAGACCCCAGCUGAACCUCAGACACAAGAGGGAGGCUGUGCAUGCUAAACAUAUCUCUCUUGUAUGUGGCUCUCUUCCUAGCAUUAUCUCCUGAUUUGUGAUUCACCCAUAAUAGCAUUGCCUGAGAACGACUCCAUAGUUAACUGCCACCUGAUCCACCUCCCUGGUGUCACCAGCCUUGUGUGUCUUACAACGGGAUUCUCAUCAUUCCAUUUUUAUGUGCACCGGAGCAGCCCGGCUUCAUGAUUAAUAUUAAGUAGGUAGUAAUCGGUGAUAUCGUUUAAGGAUGAGCUUCCAGGGUGGUCCCAAUAAUAGUGACACUCUGGUAUAGGCUGGGUCUUGUAAUAACUUAACAAAACUCUGCUUUGUGGUUUUCCUCAGAUUUCUUGACAUUAUUAUGAGCUUGUUUUCUUGGUGAUAUAAAAAAUUUAGUCAGGUAUUUUACUUGUAUGUAGGUUGUUUUGGGACCAUCCUGGAGUACAUUUUGAAAUGUUAAUGUAUUUCAUUUAUAUUUUUAAAUAAAAUACACUUUAAGGGGCUCCAUUUUUUUGAUAAUUUUUUUAAUGAACAGUUUUUGUCACAAACAACUGCCUGUUUUUCUUCUUCUUGACUGGCAAUGAAUCAAUGUUUUAAAUUGACAUACAUUUUGAAACAUGGAAAUUGACAUCAAGAAUGGUGAAAAUACACUCACAAAUAACUUAUAAUCCAAAUCAAAACAUGAGAAUGGACAAUUACAGCCAAUAUUUGAACACAUCUGAGUUAUGAAAUUAAAUUUUGCAAGGAAUAUCUGCUCCAUAAAUAUUUAUUACAUGUGAACAUAUGCUUACAACCUUCCUGCAUUACAAAUGGACUAAUAUUUUAUAUAUUAAAUGCAACAAAACUAGAUAACGGUAGCUUUAAAAUCUGAAGCAUGUUCUCUUAUGUGUAUGAGGAAAAGAAUGUAAAUUCUGUCCAAUUUUGGCUUAAUUAACAUUUUUUUUUUCUGGUUGUGUAAUUUUUCUUGAGUAGAAUGACUAUUGUAACGUUUAACAUUAUGAAUGAUUUAUUACAAAUUGCAUUGAAUUUCAUAUUUCAUUUUUGUGUGUUAGUUUUUAUUACAUUACAAACAAACACCCAUCCAAUUGUGAUUUUUUUGUUACAUAGACUUAUGCUCUGGAUUUAUGAUCAAAAUCUCAUUCUUUCAUUAUUUUUUUCACUUGCCUCAUGUCUGUCACCCAUCAGUUUGGUUUCUUAUAAUUUAUAAUAAGAAUCUCAAACCCCUUUGCCACAUGUUCCCAGUGCAUUGGCUGAGCUGGUGGAUUUAAUCAGUUUAUGUCAUGUACAUAAGUAUAGUGUUGGUUUGGAUUAAAAACAAACAUUUGAAAUUAUAAAAAACAGAAACCGCAACAUUUCAAGCUUUGCUAGUAAUAAAUCCCUGAGCAAAUUUUAUUGUGUAGACUAGGGAAUCUUUUUCGUAGUGUGUAUUCCUAUUUGAUUACAAUUGCCAGUUACAAAAAUAGUUUUUAGUGUCUUUAGCCAAGAUUUUUGUAGUGUCUAUAGAUAGAUAGCGGAUUCUUCGAGAGCUCACGUUUUCAAUGUCUUUAGAUAGAUAAGGGAUCCACUGACAACAAAGAUUUCAUUCAAGAUUACCAAAUUUUCAAACACCUAUUAACAGAUGAUUUCACCCUUUUAGUUAUUAAAGUCUUCAAAGGGUAAAGAUUUUUGCUUAUAAAGUUCACUUCUGGCUCUCCUAUGAAAUUCAGGCUACUUCAUUGACAUUUUUGAAAUCAUUGAACCUGAUAUAUAAUUUAAAUGGCGAGUACUUAAAGUUGGCUAAACAAAACCAAGUAUCAUUUCACCUCAGCUCUUCUCUUCUAACUAAAACGUUUUCUUAUUUCCCAUACUUAUUUUACAUAUGUAACAUAGCUAUAAACUAUUCAGGCUGAACAAGUUUCUUGGGAUUGUUAUGUUUUUGGUUACUAAGACAUACAAUUUUCAAAGUGCUGGUUUCAGUCAUUUGUUCGGUGUGGGUUUGUUGUCUACAAAAAUAGGUUAUCCUUACAAUACACAUGAAACUGUUCCACAAGUGCAUUUCGCUUUACCCUGAAGGUAACCCUGGGUAGAUAAAAACAUGAAGACUAGACUUUAAAUUUAAACAAGUUAAAGCGUCAAAGACCAACAUUUAAAAAAUUUUUAAUCUGAAAUUACUCGUGUAUUAUAUUACAUCAUUAUGGCAAGGUCUAUGUCUAUUAAAGAAAGGGAUAUAUUAAUCAUACAAUUCCUUUUAUUUAAUUUUGAAAAGCUGAUCUAUGUGCAUACUCAUAACCCAAGACUAACUGGUUGAUUUUCAGUGUUUGUUUGAUUGCAAAUAUAUUGAGAGUGCAAUCAGUGCUGCUUUAUGAAUGAUGAUAUACCGUAUUUAUUGGCUAAAACGCGCACUUUUUCUCCCCCAAAAUAGGGGGCAAAUCAUGUGUGCGUGUUAUACGCCAAUAUGUUAGUUUUUUUCCCUGAAAUUUCCUGCUUACAUUGAGGUGCGUGUUAUACGCCAAUAAAUACGGUACAUUAUGGUGUUUUUUCCCCCCACUUAUAUUAACUUAAAAUUAAACUUUUAAUUGAUUUUAAUUUCACUCAUGUUUUUUUUUAUGUACAUUUUUCUUCUAUAUUCUCAUUCAUCUGUCAUUUAAGAAAUGAAAACCAAUACAAGAAUUUCCUGCCAGAAGUUCACAGAAAUCAGAUGUUAUCAAAAUGGGGAGGACAUAAUUAUGAGCUACUCUUGCUUUAGUUUUCAUUCCUUUUUUAACAAGAACACCUUUUAAAUUACAUAUUUUAUUCGAGAUGCUUUUUUUAAUAAAAAAAAGGAAAUUCUGUCACAUCCAACUUAUCCCUCUGUUAGAACUUUAAGGACAAUAUUAUUUUAAAGAUUGCAUAUUUUCCAAGGGAAUUGUGUUUUUUGCAGGAGUAGAUUUAUUUUUUAAACUGGCGAGUGCAAAUUAUGUCAUUAAUUUGUCUUCUAUUUAUUUUCAAUUUCUUUGUACAUAAAAUGUUAAUGAGGGUGUAUUGUUUUGGAUAUAUUGGUAUUAUAACAUAGCACUAAUGUGUGUUUUUGGUACUGUGGAUAGUUAGCAGGAAGCAGAAUUAAUUUAUUUGUUUGAUUGAAAUUAAUUAUUGAGUAUAUUAAGAAUAAAAACCAAAAAAAUGAAAAUAGAUCAUUUUCCCUUAGCAAUGGUCGUAGCAUUCAUGAAUGUUAUCUCUGUCUUGUAAUGAUGUUUUCGCUACAUUCUUUUUUAACAAAACGCUAAGUUCAUAGAAUUGUUUUUAAAAAAACAUGCUGUCUUUGUCUUUCUUGCAGUUUGAAUGUUUCAGGUGAACUACUCCACUAUUAACAGUGUGGUGAAAGUUAUUUGAACAAAAAACAACAAAACAAAAUAAGAAUUUGGGGAGUUUUAUAAAAAGUAAAUGUGAAAUUAGUAAUGACUGAAGGGCAUGGAUUUUUACCAUUUUUACACUGUGAGGUGUCUUAACACUGCCUUUUGUAGAAUCAGGUUGUCUGUCUUUAUGCAAGUUAGAUUGUCUGUCGCAUGGAAUUUUUUAGAAGUGGUUCUCAACCCGCAUGGCCUGAGAAUUAAAUAGUCAUCACACAUGUCCACGUAUUUUUUCUUCUUUAAUCAUGCUAACGUUAAGGGUUGUAUCCAUAUUAAAAGGUGGGGAGGGGGUGGGUGGGUGUAAGGUAAUAGGACACAUGAAAAUAGGUAACAUAUUCAUUAGACUAGCACAGAGCUCAUGAAAUGUAAUUAUACUUGUAGACAAACUUCUAAAAGAUACCAUGACAGUAUAUGGGAUCGUAUUUGAUUUGAGGUGAUAAGCCACAAACUAAUGAUGCAUUCUCCGAUGAAGGAGGCUGAGAACUGCUGUUGUAGUGUCUGCUUCCCCCCCCCCUCUUUGUAAACCUAUAAUGUAUUAUACAUGUUGGCCAAUCUGUGCUUUGUGUUGUUUGCUUAUGUUACAAUGUAUCAUUUGAGGGAUUUAUUUAUUAAACAUUUCAUUUACACUAGUUGCAAUUUUAUUUUUUAAAGUUCAUAUUAAAAAAAAAAUUGUUUAGUAACGCAAAACUAUUUUCAGGAUCUAGCUUGCCAACUGACUACUAACAACUGACAACUGAUCUGUGUUUAUUGCUAGAUUUUUCCUUUUCAGAUGUCAUUUUUUUCCCCCUUCCUUAAAUGUAAUAUUAUAAUACAGUACUCAAGUUUUUUGUUGGCCCUAUGCCUGCUAUUAAAAACAAAGAAAGCCCAAUAAUAUCACCGCCUUUGCAGAUACACAAUUUUGAAUGAUGCCACAAGGUAAAUGGUCAUGACACUCACUUUUGAUCAUUCUAUAAAGUUUUUGAAAUAAAUUUCCUGGUCUUGAGUGAUUUUACUGUAAGUCCUGGGACUUCUGACCACGGUCACUGUUGUUUAAGAAAGGCCAUUGGUGUAUUUGUAUCCAUCAACAAACUUAAAUGUUUUCAAAUCACUGGGUCUUCUUACUCAACGGCCACGGGUUAAUACUGUUUUAAAGAAGGGCCAUCAACAAUCGUUUGGAAGAAAUUAGCCUAAAUCUAAAUGCAAUUAGCCUAAAUCUAAAUGCAAUUAGCCUAAAUCUAAAUGAAAUUAGCCUAAAUCUAAAUGCAAUUAGCCUAAAUCUAAAUGCAAUACGGGUUGCACAUUUUUUCUCCAUUAAAAUGUGUCUUCAUUAAACUUCAAAUGGAUAUCGUCCCCACUUAUCUAUCAGGUAUUACAGUUAAAAGUUAUUUUUAAAAAUAUUAGUAUUGAGGUGUAGCUUCUUAGUAUAAGUGACUACCGGUAACGGUACUUUAAAAAAAAAAACAAAUAUCAUUAGUACUUUUUUUUUUAAACCUUAUGCCAAUAAAAUGAUGUGUAUUUUAUACGAUUUUAUGUUUCUUUAGUUUUGUCAAUUUAUUUGUUGAGUUUGCUUGUUGAUGCUUUAUUCGGUGUUAUAUGUUGGCUUUUACGUUGAAUUGCAUGGUACACAUUUAAAUUUAGUCAUAGAAGUUGUUCACUUCUUGCAUGCAUACUAUUUAUCGGACAGGUUCCCAACCCUUUUUAAUGUUGCCACCUAUUUUAAAGUAGCAAAGACACCCGCGUCUCCCAUAAAGACGACUAAAAGAAAGCAAAUCAAAAUUAGAUGUGUCACCAUAAAAUAAUUAAAACUGAGUUUAACAUAAAUAUUUAAUACGAUGAAUGAAGUUGUUACAGGUUAACACGCUUCCAAAUUCGUGUUUAAUCUGUUAUCGUUAUCAAAUGAAGUUGAAGUGUUUAAAAUCUAUUCUUACUCAUACGAUGAUUUAUUGAAGCGUAUAGGAGAAGACAUAUUAUGAUGACACCCCCUCUCCCCCCCCCCCAAGAAAAUCCCUGCAACACCGCUUUGGGUGGCAAACCCAUAGGUUGGGAUUCCAUGGUUUAUCAGCUAUUAACAAAUGAAGUUGAAGUGUUUAAAAUCUAUUCUUACUCAUUACGUGAUUUAUUUAAGCGUAUAGGAGAAGACAUAUUAUGAUGACCCCCCCCCCCCCCCCCCCCCCCAAGAAAAUCCCUGCAACACCGCUUUGGGUGGCAAACCCAUAGGUUGGGAUUCCAUGGUUUAUCAGCUAUCUUAGUCUAAGAGCUGUAUUUUUGAUUUAUGCACAUAUGAUUACAUAAAUUAUGAUAAAUAUAUUUUUAAGUUAUCAAACACUACCAAUGAACACUAUGAUGAUAGCAACAUUUGUUGGGAUUUAAAAUAUAUAAUCCAUAACAGUUACUACUAUUAUAAGAAGUUAACAAACUAAUUACACUAACGUUGAUUUUGACCUCGUAAAUUGAUUUAUUGUCACUAUAGAUUUAUUAAGACUAAACUAAAAAAAAAAUCAAUGAAAUCUCAGGCUAUAAACAAGUUCCAAUGGAUACUGACCUGAACUACUGUAGUCAAUCCAUGUAGGGGCGGACAUGUGGUGACACUAACCAUUAGAUGGCAUUUUGGGACCGUUCAAUCUAGGAUUUUACACGUAAGACUAGAAAAGUAGAGAAUUCUUUAGUGCGGCUUUCACUAUCAAGUCGCUUUAGUUUAAGAACACACGUAGUAUCAAUGACAGAAAUAAAACUGUUUUGGUACCGGUACGUGAUAAAAUUAUCACAAAAUGUGAAUUAAACCUAGAAAUUGAAUGAAAACUAUUCCAAUUUCAUUUUUAAAAAAACAAAAAACUACGUGAAUUUACGUUAUUGAGCAUUCAUUUCAUUAAAUUAUUAAGCAAAAAUUUAUUUUGACGAAUGAAUUAAGAGAUCUCUUUCAAAACAAUAAUAUAACCAUGGCCAUAUAGUAAAAAAAAAAAAUUGGGGGGGGGGGCACCCCGAGCACAAAAAAAAUACCCCCCCCCCAAAAAAAAUUGUACCGGUAUUUUAAUAAUUUUGGGAGGUGAAAAAAAAAAAAAAAAACCAUGGCCAAAAAAAAAAAAAAAAAAAUUGGGGGGGGGGGGCACCCCGAGCACAAAAAAAAUACCCCCCCCCCAAGAAAAUAUGUACCGGUAUAUUAAUAUAUUUGGGAGGUGGGUGCCCUAAACUUAGCCUUUCCACGCCCCUGAUUAUGAUCUUAACGUACCCCUUUAUAUGAUCGAGAAGUAAAAUGAUAAAAUUGUUUGUUAGUUUUGUAAGUAGCUAUAUGUGAUCGACGGACCAUAAAGCUUUUGCGAUCCUUAAAUGUUGCCAACUGUCACUCCCCCUUCCUGUUUUACUUAAUUAAGUGAGUCGCCCUUCUUUUGGUACCUUGUUGCUCCUUAACUGCUUGCUCUCAGACAUAGAACUAAAGCCUAAAGAACCGAUGAUGGAGGUCACUGACCAGGAGGGACAAUGCUCCUGCCUGUUGUAAACACUGCUCCUGCUAGACCACACCACAGCUGAAUCUCAACACGUCGAAAGCCGAUCACAAACUAUUCCAAUUCAUUUUGUGCUUUUUUGUGGGUUAUUUAAAUACAUGUACGUUUAAAAAAAAAAAAAAAUUACCUAUGCUUGUUUUCCUAAUGAUAUUGUAGAAUACAACUUGUUACGAACGGUUGAAAAAAAAAAACAACAACCAACCACACCAAUAGUUGGUGAUCAGCACUGGAGAUGGGAUAUUACAUACCUUGUCCCUAUGGUUGUAAGGAAAGUAGUGUAAUACUAGUACUCUAGUUGUGGGUGGAAGGGUACUGGCAUUUGGGUUCAUUGGUGGUAUGUGCACUUGGGGCGCCAAUUCCUAAAUCCACCCAUGGGACUUUAGCAUAUACUCCAUCAAUCAAAAUCAAAUUGACAGAGCUGUCUCCCAUUAAAUCUUCUUUGAUCAAACAUGCCGAGGGAGUUAUCUCCUCGUAGUCUUCUUUGAUAAAAUGAAUUUCGAAGUGAUCUCCCCUUGAAUUAUCCCGUUUCCAUGACUGAUACUGGUACUGCGUAGCAACAUACAUCGUCUGCUCAAAUAAAUCUGAAUCAAGAUGAGGGAGUGGGGUCGGGGUGCGCAAGUGACAGAAUCCGUGGAAUAGUCGCUUUUGAGUAAAUUAAUACAUAUAUAUUAAUUAAUUAAUUUAUAUAUCAUUAUAUAUAUUAACUAAUAUAUUUAACCAUGAUUGGCUGUCAUAUUAAGUUAGCCUAAAAUAUGAGCCUGAUAAUGUUUGAAGUUGAGAAUAGGCAGACAUCUUGACUUAAGACUUAAGGUAAACAAAAAAAUGUAAAUCUUCUUUUGAGCACACACUUUUUUUUUGUACGGUACGUCACAUAAAUUUAAUCUGAAUCAAAAAAUUGAAUGUAUUUUUGGCUUAAAAAGGUGAUCCAUGGAUUCUGUUAUUUAAGGUUUUUCAUCCAUUUAUGUAAUAUACAUCCAUAUUUAUAACAUGUCCAUUUAUUUGUUUAUUAGAAGGCCACUACACAUGUCAUCAUCUCAUGGAUGUCAAUUAUCAAGUUCUAUUUUACUUUAUAGAUCGGUGUUUCUAACAUUUCUUGACUCCUUCCCAAGCCCGUUGGGCAGUAUGUACAUUUGUCCUUAAGCAACAUCUGUCAGUCACACAUAAUGAUAUAAACAUCCCCUAAAUCACAAAUAAAAUAAAAAAAGGCUGCGACUAUUCGCACCCGGGUACCAGAAGUGAGAGGUUGGGAUUAAAGAACUAUUUAAACUAUUAUUAUUGGGUUUGUAAGACAUGAGGUAUCAAAUGAAAGACAGUUGAAUGGACUAUAUGUCUGUAAUCUUGCUUCUUCAGGUGAACUAAAAUAAACUACCACAAAUGACAUCCGAAUAGCAUUGAGUCUAAAGGGACCCGGUUCCGAAUGGCGGCGCUGCGUGUCCUGGUCCAUUUUGACUCACUUCGAUGAAAACAACAACCCACAUAUCUUUUACGAGAACUUUCAAAAUUAUCUUUAAGUCAACUACUUGCACCAAAGCGCA
Molecule: messenger RNA, 14287 nt
Organism: Lymnaea stagnalis (great pond snail)
Lineage: Eukaryota; Metazoa; Mollusca; Gastropoda; Lymnaeidae
Source: the annotation of a GenBank genome assembly